Candoia aspera is the source of this 8697-nucleotide messenger RNA. It is a transcript of the gene ZNRF2, whose product is annotated as zinc and ring finger 2. The record is from RefSeq and is a predicted model, not a curated record. NCBI's taxonomy places the organism in Eukaryota, Metazoa, Chordata, Lepidosauria, Squamata, Candoiidae. Gene Ontology annotation, cellular component: cytoplasm; membrane; intracellular membrane-bounded organelle. Gene Ontology annotation, molecular function: ubiquitin protein ligase activity. The transcript is spliced from 5 exons. Gene Ontology annotation, biological process: proteasome-mediated ubiquitin-dependent protein catabolic process; protein K48-linked ubiquitination. Bases 682 to 1410 code for a protein of 242 amino acids.
GAGAGGGAGGGAAAGGGGAUUCGCGCGAGUCGGAUGGCCUGGCGUCUGCCUCACCCCGCGGGCCGAAGCGCGCGCAAACCUGCCUUCCCAUUCCACCCGUCCAAAACGGUCGGGUGCGGUACCUCCGGGACUGGCAGAGGGCGGAGCAGGAGGCGGCAGGAGUUCCCUCAGUCACCCGCCCUGCCUCCCGCCAUUAUGGCGACAUGGCGGUAGAAGGAGAGCGAGCAAGCAAGCGAAGCGACUGCGCAGCCGUGCCGUCCCCUCGCCUCGCACUUGAGUGAGCGCGGGGGAAUCGGGCCGAGGCGGGGAAGCGGCCUCUCAGGCGAGUGGCCGGCCGCGGCCGCUUCGCUCGCUUUCCUGUCGGCGGGAAGGGAGAAGCGGCAGAAGGAUGGCAGAAACGGCGGGGCUGAGCUCUCAAGCCGCAGCGGCGCCAUCACUCCGCGCCGCGGCGAUAGGUCCCGGAGCCUCCCCCGUCGCUGCUUCUAGGGUCCCGCAGAGAUGGAAGCACCUUCGCAGACCCGGGGCCACUAGCUGAACACCGCUUCCCGCUGCUCCUUCGGCGCUCGGGCUGGAAGGACGAGUGGCGGACGUUUCGUUCUCUACUCCGCCCCGCCGGCGGGUCCCACAGAGAGGAGCCGCAGGAGGAGGAAGAAGAAAGGAGGCGGUGGCGAGGGAAGGACCAUGGGCGCCAAGCAGAGCGGCCCUGCGGCCGCCAAUGGCCGAACGCGGGCUUACUCCGGGGGGGACCUGCCGUCCAGCAGCAGCAGCGGCGGCGUUAACGGGACUGGCGGGCGGCCGAUAGGCGGAGCGGUGAGGUACACGCAGCUGGCGCCAGGACUGCACCAUGCGGCCUCCGGCUCCUCGACUAGCGGCGGGGCGACGACGGCGGCUCCCCCUUUGGCAGCGCCCAGGAGCAGGUCUUUGGGUGGGCCAACCGCCUCCGGGACUCGUGCAGCGCAUUCUGCCUUCAACAUCCCGAACAGCAGCAGCCUUUAUGGCUCCCAGGACUCGGUCAGCAGCACUCCCGAGGAAGGGGGGCGGGAACGAGCCGCGGCGGGUGGCGGCGCAGGAGGACUCGGCGGGAGCAGCGGAGGACCCCGGCUAGUUAUCGGCUCGCUGCCCGCACACCUUUCGCCUCAUCUAUUUGGAGGAUUCAAAUGCCCAGUUUGUUCCAAGUUUGUAUCUUCAGAGGAAAUGGAUUUACAUCUUGUGAUGUGCUUGACAAAACCAAGGAUAACUUACAAUGAGGAUGUGCUGAGUAAAGAUGCUGGGGAAUGUGCAAUAUGCUUGGAGGAACUGCAGCAAGGGGAUACAAUAGCACGAUUGCCUUGUUUAUGCAUAUAUCAUAAAGGGUGCAUAGAUGAAUGGUUUGAAGUAAAUAGAUCUUGUCCUGAACAUCCUUCAGAUUAAUGGCCAAGUUUGCUGUUUUUAAAGUCUCUUACACUGCUCACCAGAAGUAAUGGAUGUGGAGUUCCAUCGUUAGAAAUUAAUCUGAAAGUGAACUUGUGUUCGUUUUGGAGUGGGAAAGAAAAGAGAUGGAACAAGCAUGGGACAAAUGAUACAAAGUGGGAUCCUCAGUGUACCAAAUGCUUACCUAAAGACAACACAGGGAUUUUGAAAAUGCUGCACAUCCUGGAAAAAUUCUCUCCCACAGACUUCAUAGAUAUUCUUUUGUAUUAACAGGCCAAAGUUACUUUCAGUUGUUUUAAGCAGUGUACUGAAACAGAAUGUUCUAACAUAAUUCCUUGAACAGAAGCUGUGUGCUCUACAUCAGUCUGGAACAUUAUACAAGGAAGAUGCCAUUUUUGAGUUGGAAUCCCCUAUUUCUUUAUCCCAUGGUAAAGGAGAAGACAAACUAUGAAGUACAGUAAACCUACUCUUGAGAGUCCCCAUCGAAUAUGCUGUUCACAUUUUUUCUGGGAAAUAAUGCAACAUUCUCUUGACAUAGAAAAUUUUGUAAGUAAAGCUUUGUCACAGUGCAGCCCAAAGAGCAAAAUGUAAUCAAGGCUGAUUCUGAAUUAAUAUUGUUGAUCCAGCUAGAGUUAUUGAAAUCCACAAACUCUGCUCAUUUCUGUAUAAUACAUAAAAAUUUACUUUUUCUGCUUGUGAAUAUCGUUGCAGCAACGGCAAAAAUUUUUUACAAGUACAUAAUCUAGCAGCUAUGCAAUAUUUUUUUAAAAAUAUAUAGGGACAUGACAAAUACCAUCUUUCAGAGUGCUGCCAGUUGAGCUAAUUUAACGGGUAUUAUAUUUUUUAAUGUUUUAGGUAGUUAUUUUCUUGUACUACCACAGUCUCCAGGCCACCCUUCCUUAGGUUCAGUAGUCACAAGGCAAGAUGAAAUACUUCAUUGGGAUAGCAUCUGGCCUCUUUUUUUUUUUUUUUACUUUUUUUUUAUUGGAGAUCAUAGCAGAUUAUAGUAAUUUGCAUCAGUGUCAUUGAUAUGGUAGCUGUAAUCCUAUACCCAGUUGUAUGUACUUCUUGUCUGAUGUGAACAGACUUACAUAUAUAUAUUUCUGGGUAUGGAAUUAACAACAUUGCCUGUAUUCUUGAAUCUAUAAUGCUUUACUACACAAAUGUGGCUUACCAUAAAUUGUAAAAUGGACUUUCUCGGAUAGGGUAGAAAAGAAGCUCACCAAAUAAAAUUGUGAGUUGUUAAUAAUAUAUUUGGGGAUCUGUUUUGGAAGCAAUUAAAGUAUCUUGUGAAGUUUGUGAUAACAUGAAAAUGUAUUUAAUAAAGGUGAUGGAAACUUAACAUGAAACUUAAAAUGAGAAAAAUAAGAUGUGUUUCAGAUUAUUUCAUUAUAUUUAUGUAUUCUGUUCCCUAAGAUGAUUUUACAAAAAAAAAGUCUUAACUAUUACUGCAUUAACUAUUGCUGUUACAUUGCGCAUAAUUCAUACGCAUAUAGAAAUACUUGGUACAUUGCUAUACAUUCACAACUGUUAAAAAUCUCAGACCAAAUAUACAAUCCACUGAUAAUGUCUUGUGCAGUGUACGUAUGUAUUCAGUGCUGUAGCCAGCAAACAUCACCUUCUUCAGGAAGAAAAAAAUUAUUCUAUUCAAUAUUACAUAGUGAUCAGAAUUUAAUGUUCAGCAACAUGAAAUUCCCAAACCAUAUUUGCUUCCAUUGUGCAAAAUAGCCAGGGAAGGGGCAUUUACAGGAAAGAGGUCAUGAGGAACAAGUGGUAAGAACCCGAGUCUUUUCCCAUUUACUGUUUUUUCUCUAAAGGAUUUAUUUCAUUUUCCAGCACUAAAUACCUAAAACCCCCUAAUAUGAAAGAUCCUCACUUAUUCAGAACAUCCAGUUAAUUAUCUCUUAUCUAAGACAAUCUUAAUUAAAACAUGGUAUUGUGCGUCUAAUGUGGGGAUGAGAGAACUUCAAAAUUGUGGGGAUUUAAUUUGGGUUUUUUUAUUAGAAUCCUGAGAUCAGUCAAAGCCAAGUACAAAAGGCAUAGAAAUAAAACAAAUUUUUGGAUACAAAAUACUUUUCAGAAUCAGAAUCAAACUUAGCUUUUCCAGACAAAGAUCUCUUCCUAAUUAUCCUGUCUUCUUCAUUUCAGUAGAGAGAGUUGUUUUGAGACUGCCCAGUUAGUGACUGGCAAAACAUUCUAACAUCUAUUUAAAACCACAUUGACAUUCUGUUUGUUCAGCACCUCCAAUUUGGUUCCAAUAAAAUGCUAAGAGUUGCAGAGAGGUUCUACAUUUGUCCCUCUGUCUGCUCUGAAAGCACUUUUUAAAAAUCAAAUCCAAAAUAGUACAUAUUCCAAUCAUCUUAGCUUCUGUCCUAUUGUAGACAAGCCCAUCAUUCAAAUUCAAGAUACAUUAUUUAUGUCUGGAACAUCCUACCUUUUUUUUUUUUUGGCUUGCUUCUGUCUUUGACUGAGUUUAGCAACAGGAGCAAGUAUUCUGGCUUGUUUUUUUUUUGUUGCUGCUGCUGUUCAAAACUAAGGCUCCACUCCUAAAUGAUUUGGGAGGAAAUCCACUAAAUGUAUUUCUCAAUAGAUAUGCAUAGAAUUGUACUAAUGGGUAUUUAUACUUAUCACUUCACUGUGCAUGAUUACCUGCACACAAGUACCAUUAAAAAGAUGAAAUCUGGAUUCAAAGUAAAACACACAGAUUCUCUUAACUUUCAUAAAUUUUGCUAAAUAAGAUAAUUUUACUUGCUCAGUGCGUAAGGAAGCAUUUUAUAUUACUAAAGCACAAGAAUUAGUUUAGGCUUAAUAAGUUGGUAAGCUUGGCAUAUAUUUUUGCGUUUCUUAAAAUUUCAGCUUUUCUCAACUCUCCCUCCCAUAAGCCCCCUCCUUUAAAUAGCUUCAUUAUUGUUAAAAUGUUUUCCUUUUCACUAUUAGAAAUGUUACAUCUCCAUUAUUUACUUUGCACUGGAUUGGCUUCUUUUGGGGAAAUAUGGUCUUGGAGCAAGCACAAAUUUAGAUACGGAAGUGUUGCAAAAGAAACCAGGUAGUGGGAACCAGAUGCUGGAUGCCUUGCAAAUACCUCCCUCAGCUCAUUUUGCAUAUUGGAAGUAUCAGGUGUUUUGUUGCCAAAACCUGGCUUCAGUCAGACUUAGAAGGAAUUCUGUGCUUUUCUGUUAUGUUUGUAGCGUUCAGAUUUUUUUUAAAGAGCUGUAGGCAAUUGCAGCAGUAUAUUAUUCUUUCCUUGAUUAUUUGAAUUGUCUCCUCUGACAGGGAAGUGUUGAAUUAACAUUAACUUCAAUUGUUUCAGCUUUUGCCUGUGAUAGCCCUGCAUUAUACCUUUGAAAAACAAUUCGUCCUUUGAAAUUAAUUAGAAAGCUUUGCUACGUUAGCUGGGGUUUGGUGAUUUUUCCAGGAGCUCUGGUGCUAGUACCUGAUGCUCAGGUGAAACCUGUACUUGUCACUUACGCUUGUUCUGACUAUCUUUUAAAUCCUGUUCAUACAUUUUACAUAAAUAGCUAAAAAUACAUAGUGAUAUGUUUCAUUUAGACAAAAGACUAGAGCUCUGCAACACUUUGGGAUCUGAUCUCCAGAAAGGAUUUUGGAACAUGCAAUAGUGCUGCUGUAGCACCUGUCUGCAGGGUCUUAAAUACCUGCAUCCUUUUCCUGGGCAUAGGUCACCUGGCUGCCCUCUGCCAUGCAAUCCUGCGAGAAGUCCCAGCUGGUUUAAGGUACUGUGGGGAGAUAUGUGUAUUGUGCUCCUGUGUACACCAAAGGACUUCUUGGAGUUUGGAUGCAAAAUACUGCACAGCCCUACCCAAGAAUAUAAAAAAAAAGUUGCUAAUAAUAUAUCAGGGAGCCAAACUGGCCACAGUUUCUGGAGAUGCACACAUUGGUUGAUUUCAUUGUGUUUUAAAAACCCAUUUAAGAGACUUGUCGGGUUUUUGACUUCUGUCUUUUCAAUUCUAACUUCUCGUUUGUUUGUUUGAGGUUUUGUUUUCUUACCUGUUUUAUUCUGUACCGUUCAAGCGUCCAGCAAAAGCUGAUGGAUCUAAUAAGAAAUGCUAAUGCUUCUUGCUAGGUCCAGUACAGUUUCUGAACUCGCUGUUACUUCUCUCUCUCGCUAAUUUCGAAUUUUCAAUGCUUUGUGGAACAGACACACUGGUACAAACAAUUCUUACAUCAUACUGUUGUGAGUUUAUCUUGGUGCUGGUUUUCUUGAUAGCAGAACUUGCUAUUUUACUUCUUUGUCCUUAGUUUUCUAAUCUUUUUCUUCUUUCUUCUUCCAAAUAGCUACCACACAUUACAAUUUGCCGUACCUUCUUUCUUUGUGCAACUCUCAUGUUGACCUCAGUCCCCACAGGAAUGCCUUAUAAGGGAGGAGGGUUUUCCCCCUGUUAUUUUAAUUGCAACCACUUCCUGAAAUUCAAUAGGGGUAGCUUUCCUCAGAUAUUCAGGCUUCUGGACAAAUCCUACACAAAGAUAUGUGAAGGUUAAAAUCUGUAAUCAGAGUUUGUAUUAGAUAAACUGCUCUGCGCAAUAGAUUGAAAAGUCAGAAGUGCAUUGUUCUAAAUUAAUUCACCGAUGAAGUCAAAUUGUGGCUGUGGUGCUAAGAUAAAACUAUGUAAAUUAAAAGAUCAGGCCUUCACUGAGUUUAAUGUAGUGGUGACAACCUGUUUGCAAUCAAGAGCUACAUUCUUUCAUGAGAAAGUUGUCAGAGGCCCUAUCUGGCUGGGGUGAUGCCAAAUUCCAAAGUGGUGCAAAUGGCCUUUUCUGUCACCUUCUUUUUCCUUUUAAUAUUUCUUUUUCCAUUUCAUUAUCACCUCUUCACACACUACCCAUCUAUUCAUUGAAACAGAAACAUGCACACAAAUACAGUCCUGGUAAUGUCAUUUAUCCAUCUAUCCAUUCAACUCUUCCAGUCAUUCUCCUCUAUCUCACACAUUCACACUUCCCCAUUGGUCCAUCUUAUCAGUGAUUGAAUGGAUAUCUCCACUGUCCGCUUUGAAGGACUAGGCAAGCAUAGGAUCUGAAAACAUGCCAGCUUGCUUUCUUGCAGUGGCAGCAGUGCAUUGAAGUGCAGUAUGAAGGUUUGGAAGGUGUUAGGAGCAAAACCAUAAAAGGGCAGCACCAGCAAUAUGGUUCCAAAAAUGGGUUAUGUUAUUUCAGUCAUCGUUCUCUGUGGUUGAGAUAUACAUGUGCUGGCCUGCUCUUCUUUUUCUCUGGCAGUAGCAUGACGGCCUGCAUGAUGAUGUGGGAUGCAUAGUGGGAGAUUGAAAUCCACAUGUAGACUAGUUAAUGCCACUAUGUUGAAAGUUAAAUUACACUUCUUCAACCUGAUGUAGUCCUAGCACAUCUGGAGAGCAACACUCUAAAUUCCCAACCAGGUGAUAGUUGUCUCAGCACACUUUGAGCCAUCAAGAUGGGGAGGGCUGCUAUAAACAAAUGUAAAGCAAUAGUACUUAUUGAGGCUGCCAGUUUAACCAGUGUAUAUUUGGAAAAUUGAUACAAUAGGGUAUGUAUGCAUGUAUGUACGUAUAUUUCAGCAGAGGUUAUUCCCUGAGGUACCAUUAAUGGUGUGCAAUAGUUGCUUGCAGGAGUCAUCAGUCCAAUUUUUUGUUUUAGUUUGUGACAGGUCUUGCAUUGCUUCAGCGUGGAUAUUUCCCUAAAUCUGAAAAGUCUAGAUGGUAGAGUUUGAUUGAUUAAUCAACUAAAAUAUUGAUCAGUGAGAACUGUCUUUAAUGAGGCAUAAAUUAAUUCGUGCAGUAGUUAGAUUUGCUUAAUUCUGAAACUAUUUCAGCUCUAGAAUGUCCUUGAAAAAAGAAUAAAAAUGAAUUUAAGAUAGUCCUUCUAUUAAGUUGUGAACUGUUUAUUAAAAUUGUAGAGUACUGUGGAUUGCCUUCAAUAUCCCAAAAUGCAAUUAUAUUGAGGUAUUAAGGCAGAAAUUAAGAAUGUCUUAAUUGAUUUCAUAGAUUAAUUGAUCUAAAAGUGCCAAUCAAUUAAUUGUUGACUGUUCUGUUUACAAGAGCUAUAAAGUUCAUCUUGAUUUAACACCUUUCCCUGUUUUGACACCCUGACUUUUAAACAUCCGCAACAAAAGCAAAGGAUUGUUCACACAAACUGCAAAGGUGGUUCUUGGAGAAAUCAUAUAGUCUUUGGUUUCAAAGUGUCAGAUUUUCAGGUAACUUUUUCCAUGUUGACUUUUUGUUUGGUGGUUGUUUGCCAAGGAGCCACUGUUGCAGACAAUUUGGGAAUGUGGCGUCCAUAAUUCAUGUGAGGUACUGGCCACCUCGUAGAUGUUAGUAUGGCUGAAGGUGGUCUACAGAUUCUGCUAAGUCAUAGCAUGGUUUCUUUGGCUUGGGAUUAGCAUGUUGUGUGAAUUCAGCCAUUGUUGGCACACCAUGAUUUAAGAAUUGUGAUGUCUGAGACCAGCCAAUUACAACUUAUUUAAAAAAUGGUUAAACCAUGACAUAGCACAAUGUGUAUCUGGUAUGUCUGAUAAUAUAGCCAGAUCUUAAAUGCAAAUAUAUAUUGUAGGCAAGGUUUUGUAACAGUAGGCAAGCUUCAUAAUAGGAAACUUGUCUGCCCUUUUUGAUCUUCUCAUUGUGAAACUCCUAAAAAGCUUCCAAUAUUUUCCUGAAACUGUGAUAACCAUUAGCCUUAUAUAGGCAUUCAUUAAAGUAAGGUUGAAAUGUGAUUUUGGUUUAACAAGGAUUCUAAUGUCACUUCCCUACUAGCCUUAAAUACACAGAAUAAUUUGAAAAAUAAAAGGGGAGAUAAGAUAUUAGAAUGUACAUUUGAAGAAGCUAAAUUGCCAGGCCAGCUCUUAAAUGUGAGAUGAUGAUUAAGGAAAAACUGGACUGGCGAAGGGUAUGAGCUUUUUAACCCACCUGGAGCUAUUUGGAUGGUUGAAAGAACCCACUGAAAAUCAGAAGUUCAAAUUAACUAUUUCCACAAAAUGGGAGAUGGAACUUUGGGCAUGAACAAUUUAGCGAGAAACGUUAUAUUUGGUGAUGGCAAUGAACAAGAAGUCUUCCUUCAUUAUUCUGUUGAUAAAAGAAUGUAAUUAGUAAUGUUGAAUGUAAAAUAUGUUUGUAAUUUUUUUUAAUGAGCUAUAUGACUGGGAAAAAUUACUUGAGGAUUUUUUUUAAAGGUACAUCUUGUACUUGGUCUGCCAGUAUACAAUCAUGAUUUUUAUUUUACUGAUCUAGGUUGUACAUUUUAAGUAACAUUCCAUUUGUUUAAAAUAUGUACAUGUUAAUAAAUUUUGAAGCAUACUUUCCUUUA